This is a messenger RNA of Apis mellifera (honey bee), 1569 nucleotides long. Its product is annotated as protein maelstrom homolog. Gene Ontology annotation, molecular function: sequence-specific DNA binding. Bases 138 to 1559 code for a protein of 473 amino acids. The record is from RefSeq and is a predicted model, not a curated record. Gene Ontology annotation, cellular component: P granule; nucleus. Gene Ontology annotation, biological process: spermatogenesis; piRNA processing; regulation of miRNA-mediated gene silencing. The transcript is spliced from 9 exons. Lineage: Eukaryota; Metazoa; Arthropoda; Insecta; Hymenoptera; Apidae.
AAAUAUUAGUUUCUUCGAAUUAAAGAUGGCACUAUUAAUAAGUAUCAAAUGACUAUGGGUACUAUAAAAGUCGAUUAAAUUCAAAAGAAUCAACAGUUACAUGGUCAACUUCAACAAUCUAUGAUAAUUUAUAUAAUAUGUCAAAAACCGCAUUUUAUUUCUUUAUGCUCGAUUGGCAAAAGCGACAACAAUGGCGUGGUAAAACUUUUAACAGUUUAAAAGAUGUUGCAGCAGAUCCAAAAUGUAGUGAAGAAUGGAAGAAUAUUUCACCACAAGACAAAGAAAUUUAUAUUGUCAAAGCAAAAGAUAGCAAGAUUAAAGCUCAAGGAAAUAAAAAAACUACAAUUGGAGAAGACUUAUCUGAAAUGGAAUUAAAUGCAAAAAGAGAACAAGAAUUCCAACAAAAAAUGCUAGAAUACAUAAACUCUGUCAUAUCUAUGGGUUUAUUACAUAAUAAUUUACAAAAAUUAAAAUUUAUAUUUAUACAUGUAAAUUGGUUCUAUAAAAAGGAAAUAGGAAUUAACAAAUGUGAAUUUUGUCCAGCGGAAUUUGCAGUUGCACAAUUUAGUCUUAAAAAUGGUAUUGAAAAUAUUUAUCAUGAAGUGUUAAAGAUGAAAAUACCAUUAGGAUGGAAAAGAGAUGCGAUUGAAAUUAGUCAACAAACACAUCAAAUCCCCAUAGAAUUAGAAGAGGGACAAAGUGAUUUUUCAUAUAUGUUUAGCGAAUUAAUUAAAUUUUUAGAAACAAACAAGACUGGAAAUAAAUUUCCUCCAUUAUUCACUACAAAAAAUUUAAUUCCUGUCGUGGAAUCACUAUUAAUAAAAAUGGUUGAAGUUAACAAUGGAUCGGUUAAUGACUUUUUAAUUUAUUCGAUAGAAGCUCUAUUUGGAGCAUUGCGAAAUGCUGCAGUGCAAAAAGUAGACAAUCGUAGUAUUCCUCUCAUUGUUGCUGAAAAUGAAUUUUCAAAAGAUUUUUUAUGUAAUAUACGUGGCUUCGAGUGUGAUUUUCAUAAAAUUAUAGAUAUGUCUCAAUACUGUAGCAAAUCUAUAGUAAAAAGAUGGGGUUUCACAAUAUGUGAUUAUUGUUGUCAAUAUCUGAAUAUAGAAUUAAUUGAAGGUGUGCACUGUCCAAAAGAAACAUCAUUUCUACAAUCUACCGAUCAAGAUACAAGUAUACAAGAAAUUACUAAUAUUGACAUUCAUAUAAAACACUUGAACAUCAAUGACAAGAUAUCUAAAGAAUACAAGAACAAUACAUCUAAACAAAAUUAUAGUAAUGAUCAACGACAAUGUAAUGAGAUUAAACCAUUAGACAUAAUAGAUCAUUGUAAAGCUAGUACAUCUACUUCACAGAAUUUAACAUUAAAUAUAUCAACAUGUUCAAUGCGAAUACCAAACACAAUACCCCAAACACUUAUUGGAGUGCAAGAAAAUAUUGAUCCAUGUGUUGAUUUCCCACCAAUUGGAGGAAGAGGCAUAAAUUAUAAAAGAAAAAUUACAAAUAUCAAAUUACCUUUGGGAAAAGGUAAAAGUUUAUCAAAUAUUAAUUUUUAUAUUUGAAUAUACUUAA